Molecule: messenger RNA, 1272 nt
Organism: Rhinichthys klamathensis goyatoka
Lineage: Eukaryota; Metazoa; Chordata; Actinopteri; Cypriniformes; Leuciscidae
Gene: snapc1a
Product: small nuclear RNA activating complex, polypeptide 1a
Exons: 11
Coding region: 77-1105 (342 amino acids)
Biological process (GO): snRNA transcription by RNA polymerase II; snRNA transcription by RNA polymerase III
Cellular component (GO): snRNA-activating protein complex
Molecular function (GO): sequence-specific DNA binding
Source: RefSeq, a predicted model, not a curated record
GUUGUUAAAUCACCGCGCACAGGUGCACUCACCUAAUCACCAUUCUGUAAACAGGAAAGUUCGAGGACGUGAGGUGAUGGCGCAGAAAAAGCAGUGCGAGUACUACGGGGCUCAUUUCAAAAGCGACUGCGAGGAGCUUCUGGGCCGAUUCCAGCAGACCGAGACAGUUCGGUACGAGGAGUUUUCUGCCAUCUGGAGGGAGAUGGACUUCUCUAGUGUUUUUUUUGGAACUCAUUCCAACCAUGAGAACAGAUCCUUCACGCGGCUCUCUUUCACCAUAGCCUACAGAUACGUUCUGCCCCCAUACAGCUUUCAAAUUCGGGUUGGAGGCCUGUAUAUGAUUUAUGGCCUUUACAAUACACAACUUGUUUGGCCCAAGGAAAAGAUCAGGAUUGCUUUGAAGGACUGGAACGAUGUGCAGAAGCUUAUCACAGAGGCAAAAAGUUGCCAGCAUUUGGAUGUUGUUUACAUCUUAAAAAGGCUUUUGUCAGCUAAGGCCUUUUACUUCACUGCCAUGCCCAAGAAGCUGACAUUUGAAGCGAGCGAACGUGUUCAGCAUGAUGUGAACGAAGAGUUUCGGGCCCGCAAGGACAGAGUGGCUGAACUUGCUUCCUUUGAAAUGCUAGGAGAAAUUGCAAACGUGCACGGUCAUUAUGAGAGACUGAAGAAAUCAUCAGUGCCCACAUCAUCUGGAGUGACACUGCUUAACCUGACAGAUUUGCUUCGGAAAUGUACUUUUGAGUACCAGCAGUGGCAGGACAAAACCACUGCUGCAAAGGAUAACGACUCUAAAAAGGAAACCACUCAGAAAUCAGAGUCCUCCACUAGAGCUGAUCUGCUUGCCGCCAUCAAGUCAAAAUCAUAUGGUCAUGUGUCAAAGGGAACUAAAUCUAGGCGCCACAGAAAGGUUGAGAUGGUAACAUCAGGCUCUGGAACUCAAGCCCUAUCUGGUCGUAAAGGGAGACCCCCAUCCCUCAGGACCAGAACCUAUCAAAACUUUGGCAAACCAGGGGAGCCAGAACAGACACAGGACUGGCUUCUGAGUGUGAUGGAGGAAGACAAAAAUGCAUUGAGACGCAAAGACCGGAGAAGAUUCAAGUGGUGAAAUGGCUAUAUUGUACUAAGUCACUAAUUGUGUGUCAGUUAAAUUGCACAAAACAGCACAUUUUUCAUCCUAGCAUCUAUAUGUUAAAUUGAAAAGUUGUCAAACAUUGCAUUAUGUAAUCCAGUGUUUUAUUUUAUAAAUUGAAAACUUGAAGUCUAAAGCAUUUC